Messenger RNA from Aspergillus puulaauensis, 972 nucleotides. RefSeq names its product cytochrome P450. NCBI's taxonomy places the organism in Eukaryota, Fungi, Ascomycota, Eurotiomycetes, Eurotiales, Aspergillaceae. The record is from RefSeq and is a predicted model, not a curated record. Gene Ontology annotation, molecular function: iron ion binding; monooxygenase activity; heme binding. Bases 1 to 972 code for a protein of 323 amino acids. The transcript has 2 exons.
AUGUCUAGGCUGACCGCACAGGUACUAAGCCGAGCAUUCGUUGGGCCAAAGCUCUGCCGUGAUGCGCGCUGGCUAGACAUUGCUACAACAUACGUCUCGCACAGGAUGACUGCCGCUGUGGCCGUCCAGAAAUGGGGAACUGUGCUUCAGCCCAUUGUCCACUGGUUUCUUCCUUCUUGUCGCAGGCUGCGUGCGCAUAUCCAGACGGCGCGAGAACUGAUUCAGCCAGAGCUGGACCGGAUCAAGGAGAAUCCAUUAGAGGAUGAGACUUUCACCAGCCUGGCGUGGAUCCACGGCUUUGCUCAGGGCUAUAUAUAUGAUGCUGGCCUGGCGCAGCUGCGACUCACAGCCGUGGCGAACCAUACCACGUCCGAUAUGGUGACCAAGAUCCUGAUUAGAAUUUGUGAAAACCCAGAAUUGAUCCAGCCACUCCGCGACGAGGCCAUUGAGGCAGUCCGAGGAGGGCGCCUGCGUGUUGCUGCCCUGCAGAAGAUGUUUCUCAUGGAAAGUGUGAUGAAGGAAAGCCAGCGCCUAGAGCCAUUUUUUCUACUGUCCAUGUUUCGCUACGCAACGGAAACGGUCAUUCUUCCAGGCGGCACAACCAUCCCCCAGGGAACACUUCUCACUGUUGCAAACCCAAGCAGACUCGACCCUGCUAUCUACCCGGAUCCUGAGAAGUUUGAUGGCUAUCGCUUUGUCCGAAUGCGCGAUGACCCCGAGAACGCACACCUGGCGCCUUUUACCAAAACCAACCCAACAAACUUGAAUUUCGGCCAUGGAAAACAGGCAUGUCCGGGGCGAUUUAUCGCCGUGAACCAGAUCAAAAUUGCUCUCUGCCAUAUAUUGCUGAAGUAUGAUGUUGAGCUGGUGGAAGAAUGCCCCUCGCAAUUGAUACGGUCCGGGCUCCUUACAGUUAGGAACCCAGGCGCAAAGAUCCGAGUAAGACGACGGCAGGAAGAAGUCUCUCUUUAA